This is a messenger RNA of Spodoptera frugiperda (fall armyworm), 2246 nucleotides long. RefSeq names its product metaxin-1. Gene Ontology annotation, biological process: mitochondrion organization. The coding region runs from base 122 to 1132 and encodes 336 amino acids. The record is from RefSeq and is a predicted model, not a curated record. Gene Ontology annotation, cellular component: SAM complex. NCBI's taxonomy places the organism in Eukaryota, Metazoa, Arthropoda, Insecta, Lepidoptera, Noctuidae. The transcript has 6 exons.
GUCUAUGGAAGACAUUGGCAACAUAGAAGAAAACAGCAUCUGUCGACUGUCAUGUCAUGUCAUUUGAUCAAUGUUAGGAAAAUUGAUAAAUUAAUAUUAUUUUACACACCGCAGUAAAGUAAUGGCGAGUAUAGAACUAGAUAUUUGGCGAGGAGAAUGGGGCCUUGCUUCGAUAGAUUUAGAAUGUCUCAAAGUUUUAACCUAUAUGAAAUUUAUUGGAGUACCUGUAAGAGUUCGAGAAGCAAACAAUCCAUUUUUCACGCCCAAAGGGAGGCUCCCUGUCAUGAAAGAUGGACGCAAGCUACUCACAAACUUUGAGGAAGUUGUCGAUCAUUUAAAAUCCUUGCACUACAGCACAGAUGUACAUCUAAACACGAAGCAGGCAGCAGAGGCCAGUGCAUUUACACAGUAUUUAAGAGAGAAACUUUACCCUGCAUACCAGUAUGCAUGGUGGGUAGAUGAGAAGAACUAUUGUGAUUUAACAAGACCAACAUACGCUAAGGCACUUUGUAUACCCUUCAAUUUCUACUAUCCAUCACAUUAUCAGAAUGCAGCAAAAGAGAUGAUUGAUGCGUUAUAUGGAGAACACACAGACUUAAGGGAAAUUGAGAAAACACUAUACAAUGAAGCAGAGAAGUGCCUUAAAACAUUAUCAGAUAGGUUGGGAGAGAGUGAAUACUUCUUCGGUAACCGACCUUCAUCAUUCGAUGCCACAGUCUUUGCAUACCUUGCUCCACUCGUGAAGGCACCAUUCCCUAACGCCACAUUAGCUAAUCAUGUCAAAGGCAUAGCUAACCUCUCCAGAUUUGUCGCUAGAAUUAACCAAAAGAAUUUUAGACAUGUUACUGAUGAAUACAAUAGACAGAAUGCCAAAAAGCAAUCUACAGGCACACAAUCAGAUCGUGAAGCAGCUAACUUCCCAAAUCAGACCCGCAACAAGAUCCUUGCAGCUCUGUUUGCAGCCAUAGCCAUGACAGGGUAUGCGGUGGCAAACGGCAUGUUCCAGCGCUGGGCGACGUGGAGUUGGCAGAGGACGAUGCUGGCGAACAAGUUCCGGAUCGCCAAGAGACAUUACGACAAAAUAACUAAACUAAAGGCGGCCAAAGCUAGCGACGACUCCAAACCGUUAUAAUUCUUCAGUCUUAGUUUUUAUUAUUUAAAUAUUAAUUUUAUUGCAAAGUGAUAUCUAUCCAAAAAUUAUGGUAUUUUUCAAGUGAUUAUAAUAUUAUUUUUAUGCACCUAAGCGUAAGUGUAUCUAUAGCAAUUUCUAUAGAUAUUCUAUAAGAAAAUACAAAACUAGGUGCUAAUUAAUGCGGUGUCCCAUAUAAGCGAGAAAAAUACGGUGCGAUGCAACAUGUAACGUCGCGUUCGCAACGCGAUAAAAUCAAUAGGAGUCCUUAGUUUGUGUCCUAUGUGGUAGUUUGUGGUGAGAGGCGACAUAAGACUUACUUGUUUUAAAGGCCGCGACACCACGAAAUUUCAUUGUUCUUCUCCAUGAUAUUUGAAAAAAUAUAUAUAGAGUCGCGUCUCGUCGCAUACUGCUACAUAGUUACCUAUGCGUCUGUGUAGAUAAUAAAGAAUCACGUAGGACAUCCUGUUCAUUACUAAGGUCAUUUAAAAUCCAAUGCUGCGCCUAUAUUAUUUAUAAUGACUAGAUUCUAUAAUCUUAUUAUAGAACUUAUUUUUUAGCUGUUGAUUCCUUGAGAUACAGGUUUUAAUAACCUAAUGAAGUCUCAUUAUAGCCUUAAAAGCCUGAUUGAGGUACAAAUUUUAAAAAUAUACAUUAUUCAAAUUAGAGUGUGCAUGUGUUCCUAAAUAUUGAUAAGAGCCGAGAUUUUGUAUCGGGUUCGAGUUUAUGAAUAUUAACUUUUAUCUAGUACUUAAGGAUUGUAUUGUGCAAUAUUGCCUAAAGUAAAUAUUAGGUUCUUAGAUCUGAUUAUGUGAACAGAAUAUGUUUAUGCUAUUCCUGGGAUUAAUAAUAAGUUGGUUUAAUUAUCCAAUGGACGAGUGAUCCGUCCAACAGAGAUAACACUAUACAAAAAUAGUAAAACAAUUUAUUUUUAGCUCUAAGUCAAGUGUUCGCCGACAUUACCUAUAGUCAUAAUUAUAUUUUCUUAGAAUUUUGACAAUUGUUAAUUGUGAUUUUAAAAGACAAAUUAUGUACCUCUUAUAACUAAAAGACAAGUAACCAUAAUUGUAUAUGAUGCUAAAGUGUUGGGUGUUUAAAUAAAACGAGUACAAUAUCU